AUGGUUUACACACUGAAAUGGGGUAUUUUGGCCACUGGUGGCAUUGCUACCACCUUUGCCAAGGACAUUCUGGCUGACCCUGGUCUUCGUAAUGUGUCGGAUGUCAAGCACGAGAUUGUAGCAGUGGCCUCGUCGUCGUCUGCUGAACGGGCCAAGAAGUUUGCUGAGGAAGUGGGUGCGCCUUCUGCCGCUGCUUAUGGCAACUACGAGCAAUUGGUUGCUGAUAAGAACGUCGAUGUCAUUUACGUGGCUACUCCUCACAGUCACCACUACCAAAAUGCCAAACUCGCUCUUGAGGCCGGCAAAAACGUGCUCUGUGAGAAGCCCUUCACCAUCAAUGCCAAGCAAUUAAAGCAUUUGGUUAAGAUUGCUAGAGAAAAGAAACUGUUUUUGAUGGAGGCUGUUUGGACCAGAUACUUCCCAAUGACACUGGAACUUCAAAAGCUUCUUUUCAAGGACAGAAUAAUCGGCAAGAUCCUACGAGUCAGUUCUGAUCUGGCAGUUCCAUUCAACAUUCCCAACGACUUUGAUCCUAAACACCGUAUGAAGAACCCCGAGCUCGGUGGUGGUGCUCUGCUGGAUCUGGGUAUCUACUCUCUUACAUGGAUUUUCAUCACUGCGUUUGCUGAACCCGAGAACAAGAGACAGGCUCCUAAAGUCAAUGGUAGCAUUCUGUUCACCAAAGACACCAAAGUUGACGAGCACACGACUGUCAACCUGAUUUUCCCCGAAUCACACGUUUCUGCUGUUGCUACCACGUCCAUGACGGGAUUGUCUGAGCACGACAACGUGUGUCUCAUCCAAGGUGAGAAGGGAUACAUCAAGGUCGACUUCCCCACUUACCGUCCCGAAGGAUUCACCAUCAACCUCUACCAAGACGGCAUCAAAGGCAGCGGCAAGAACUUGAAAACCGAGCACAAAUCGUACCCCAUUCCCGGCGGCCACGGCAUGCAUUGGGAGGCCGACGAGGUCGCCAGAUGUCUCCGCGACGGCAAACUCGAGUCCUCGCUCAUGCCCCUCGACGAGAGCAUCAUCAUCGCCGAGGCCAUGGACAAGGUCCGCGAAGUCAACGAUUUCAAGUACCCUGCUGCCCUCGAGGCCGUCGACCAGUACUAA
Sugiyamaella lignohabitans is the source of this 1116-nucleotide messenger RNA. RefSeq lists its product as uncharacterized. The coding region runs from base 1 to 1116 and encodes 371 amino acids. Gene Ontology annotation, molecular function: nucleotide binding. Lineage: Eukaryota; Fungi; Ascomycota; Dipodascomycetes; Dipodascales; Trichomonascaceae. The transcript has a single exon. The record is from RefSeq and is a predicted model, not a curated record.